Molecule: messenger RNA, 2674 nt
Organism: Glycine soja
Lineage: Eukaryota; Viridiplantae; Streptophyta; Magnoliopsida; Fabales; Fabaceae
Product: N-alpha-acetyltransferase 35, NatC auxiliary subunit-like
Exons: 16
Coding region: 231-2492 (753 amino acids)
Biological process (GO): N-terminal peptidyl-methionine acetylation
Cellular component (GO): NatC complex
Source: RefSeq, a predicted model, not a curated record
GAAAAUGCAAAGACCUUGAUUGAUUGGAUUUGAUUCCAUAGCAUACCCUAAACAACUAAACCCUCCAUUAAGAGCACACACACUGACAUGUAGCUUUUCAAAACUCAACCAAACUCGUUCACGGAUGCAAAGAGAGUGUGUGAGUUUGUUACACAAAACCUCAACCUAAAGUGAAAAACACUUGCUAGUCCCUUCACAAUCACAAGCUAAGGUUGAAGGUUGAAGAAGACAUGGCCGAGGAUGGCAGCCUCCCUCCACGCGCCUCCAUUCCAUCCGGCGAUAACUCCGUUUGGGCCGAUGUCUCCCCUCUCCUCCAAGCCGCCUGCCAAGAUCUUCAAGAGGGAGAGCUUAUUCAUGGAGACAACUUCAAUCUUUUUGCCGCCAUGUCUGCAUUGGAGAUAAUGGACCCGAAGAUGGAUUCUGGUAUUGCUUGUACAUACUACUCUCUCGAUGAAGCCAUUGAGAAUGGUGUUGCUCCAAUUCCUAUUAGUGCUGAUAAAACUACCGAUGUUCGAUGCAUGAUUGACAUCAUGGACCAUCUACUAGCCUGUGAGGUAUCUCUUUCCAAGGGGGCUGAAAAAUUCCUCUCUUUCUCCAAAACAUACUCAAACAUCAGCAUUGUGAGGCUGACAAAUGCAACAUGGCACAAGGGUCAUUCAUUGGCACAAACUGUCUAUUCUUGCCUCUAUCUCCUACGACCUGAAAGGACAUCGUCGCAUGCCCUGUUGCAUUCUUACUGUAAAGUCAUACGUGCAACCUGCAAAGCAAUCCUUUCAGUUGUCUCACAAGCUCGAACACAUGAAGAAGAGGAUCUAUUUACCAUGGCAUAUGGCCUUCCUUUGAGUGGAGAUGGAGAUGAAAAGUGUUUAUCAAUGCUAAAUGCUGUCGAAGAAACAAUAUCUCGCCAAUUGCGUGCUUGUAAGGUUUCAUCGUCAAAAAGAAGAGUGUCAGAAGUUGUGAGCUAUUUGGUUGCAGAUAUUGAACCACUUCAAAAUAAUCCUGAUCUGGAAGAAGGCUACUGCAAAGCGCUGUUGUGUCGAUUACGUUUUCGUAAGCAUUUUUACCAUCUUUUGAUGUCUAUGAAACGACCCCAAGGAAGGGGUUUGGAGUUAGCAAGAAAACACAUAGCUUCAUGCAUUUCAGAGAUUGAUUACAUUCGAAAAUGUUCGGAGUUUCUUAGAGCUAAUGCACAUGGAAUUUCUGAGCAAAACUUAGACAAUACAACUGCAUCUGGUUGUCAACCAAUUGGCUUUGAUGCUAGUUUAAACUGUAGAUUAUCUGCCCCAACACCACCACGGUCAAUCAAAAUUCAUUCUUGGGAAAAGGCCCUUGAAUAUUUCAUGAAACUCCUUCAAGACCUAGACGUUGUAUGUUCCUACUCAUUGGACCCAUCAUUAGAAGCUGCUUUACUCUUUGUGGUUAAAUUCCAGAAAUCUCGACCUGAUUUGGUUGCUAGAGCUCAUCUUCAGCUUCUGCUGGUCCAGGAUGGGAAACUCUAUGGUCGGGAUCCUAUGUUUUCUAUGAUCACUGGAGCUGCUGGAUUACCUGGAGUCACAGAGAAUUAUGACUUUCAGAAAAAUGAAUUUAUGGUGCAACUAGGACAGUUGGUGAUAAAUUUACUCAAAAUUCUUUGUACAAAUGCUGCUUGGCAAAGGCGUAAGCUAGGGAAAAUGUUACAAGACUGGCAUGUCACCUAUGUACAGCUAGAGAUGACUCUUAAAGGAGAGUUUGAAGAAGCCUCAAAAACUUCAAACAAUAAGCAGAAAAUAUGUUUCAAAAUAUACCAACAUAUUCUCGCAUGGGUAGAAGAGCAAACUUAUUGGAUAGCGUUUCGAUUUCUCAAUUUGGGAUUUGAAUUGGAACUCUACUCUGUCCAUGAUUAUUGCAUGGUAUACUGGUAUAUUUAUGUUGUGUUGAUCAAGCUCACUGAGAAGAAACAUCUCCGCAUGGCAAUGAGCAGUGACUCUGCUAAGAAAAAGACAAAGAAAAAAAGGGAUUCUUUCAAGGAUGGGGAGAUUGAUUAUCAGAUCCCAGCAGCUGUUAUGUUUCUUCAAAGCCAAAUAUAUCUUGCUGAAGGACUAAGCAUGAUGUUUGCUGCUUUGAGGAAUGAGUGCAGAAUAGUUCCACUGCAAAGCCCUUUCAAUACAGAGCAUGAGAUAUUUAUUCAGCAAUUCGAGCUUUUACAGAAAGCUUGCGUUCCUGAUCACAUCUCAUAUGUGUCAUUCAAGGAGUCCACUAUGCAUGCUAACUUCUCUACCCUAGCUAUCUGUGAUUACUUCAAGGAAGCUCAGAGGAUAGCAAAAGAGGUGAAAAGUAGUUUUGCCAAUGACCCUGACACAAUGGCCGAGCUGCGCAGAGUAGAGCAAGUAGCAGAACGCAACAGCAUUGCCUUGAAUGUUUGUCAGGCAGGAGCCCUUGAUCCAAAGUUGAAGAUUUCUUUUACAUUCUGUCAUCAUCCUUUCUAUGCUACUGCUAUUGUGAAGAGAUCCUGAUAGUAGAUUCAACCAAUUUUGAAACAUGUUAUAGGGUGUUAGGAGCAAAUGAGUUGUGGCGUUAGCAGUUGUAACACUAGUAUUUAUUCAAACAAUUUUUGUGGUUCAUAUUAUUAGAUUGAAAUUGUAAUUUUUUUAUGAUAAAUAAAUAAAUAAAAAUAUUUAUGGUAAUUUUCCUUCCA